Pteropus alecto (black flying fox) is the source of this 1443-nucleotide messenger RNA. RefSeq names its product armadillo repeat containing X-linked 5 (gene ARMCX5). NCBI's taxonomy places the organism in Eukaryota, Metazoa, Chordata, Mammalia, Chiroptera, Pteropodidae. The record is from RefSeq and is a predicted model, not a curated record. The coding region runs from base 1 to 1443 and encodes 480 amino acids. The transcript has a single exon.
AUGGCUGAAACUAAGGCAAAACUUCUGGCAGAAUCUGGUAUAGUACCCCCAUACAAUUCAAAGGCCAUGCCUACAUCCAGGGUCAGUGCUUUGACCAAGUAUGAAGUCAAGGCUGAUGCUGGAAGUGAGGCCACUAUCAGGUCCUUUGCCAAAGCUGAUGAUAAGGCCAAUAUUGGAUCCAGGCCCCAAAGAGAGAGAGAGGGCAGCAUCAAGUUUAGGGCUGGAGACAGAGGUGGUAUUAUUAUCGAGCCCAGUGAUGAGGAUGAAAAAAAUAUCUGCUCCUGGUUCUGGACUGGAGAAGAGCCUAGUUUAGGGUCCUGGUUCUGGCCUGAAGAAGAGAACCCUUAUCAAGUUUAUAAGCCUCCACCUAAGAUCCAGGAAAAGCCCAAGCCCACACCCAAACACGAACUUACUAUAAAGCAAAAAGCAGCAGCAUGGUCAAGGGCCAGGUACAGUGUCCUAGUCCCAAUAGAGGGAGGAGAACAAUCCUUGCCUCCAGAAAGGAAUUGGACUCUGGUCGAGACCUUGAUUGAAACUCCUCUGGGGAUUCGGCCUCUGACCAAGAUCCCACCCUAUAACGGGCCUUACUUUCAGACCUUAGCUGAGAUCAAAGAACAGGUUAGGAGUAGGGAAAAGUAUGGGCCCAAUCCAAAAGCCUGUCGUUGCAAAUCGCGUGCCUUUAGUUUAGAGCCUAAAGAGUUCGAUAAACUCAUUGCCCUACUUAAGUUAACUAAGGAUCCUUUCAUUCAUGAAAUAGCUAAGAUGAUAAUGGGCAUCAGUCCUGCUUAUCCAUUUACCCAAGAUAUAAUUCAUGAUGUAGGUAUUACUGUUUUGAUUGAAAACUUGGUCAAUAAUCCCAAUGUUAAAGGACAUGCUAGAGCUUCAAAUAUGGUGGAUGAGAACUCUGAGUCUUCUGAAGAAUCAAAAAUAGGAGAGUCAUAUAUACAUCAAGUUUGUAAGGACGUAAUUUCUUGUCCUUUAAAUUCCCCUGUUCAACUUGCUGGACUAAAAUUAUUAGAGCACUUGAGUGUGAAAUUUGAGGAUCACCAUAUGAUUGCCAAUUAUAUUCCAGAUUUCCUCACCUUGUUAAACAAGGGAAGUGUCAAAACCAAGUUUUAUGUUUUAAAAGUAUUUUUGCGCUUGUCUAAAAAUCAGGCCAAUACAAGAGAACUGAUCAGUGCUAAAGUACUGUCAUCAUUGGUUGCACCUUUUAACAAGAAUGAGUCAAAGGCCAAUAUUCUUAAUAUCAUUGAAAUAUUUGAGAAUAUAAAUUUCCAGUUCAAAAAGAAGGUGAAGCUGUUUACCAAGGAAGAGUUCACUAAAUCUGAACUUAUUUCCAUAUUCCAGGAAGCAAAAGAGUUUGGUCAGAAACUCCAAGACUUAGCAGAGCACAGUGAUCCUGAGGUGAGAGAUAAAGUUACACGAUUAAUACUCAAACUCUGA